CGGAGGCCUCAGUCUGCGAGAGUACACGGAGCGGGCAGGACCUCGCGCGCGACUUGUGCCCCGCUCUCAGCCCUCACCCAGUGUGAUUGUGUGAGUGACCGCCGAUGGCCGCCACGAUGGCCUGUUACGCGGGGUUCGAGUCGGCGGCGGUCGGUCGCGGCGCCGUCGGCGCCGCGGCGCCGCCCAGCCAGGCCAAGGACUACUCGAAGCCGCUGCACGUCGACUGCAGCGUCGAGUACGAACUGCCGAACCAGGCGCGGCCGCCGGGCAAGAGCGAACCCCUGCUGAUGAUCCACCCCUGCUUCUACCGCAGGGCCGAGAGCCAACGGCGCAGCCCGUUCAUCAACAACCUGCCGCCGCAGCAGCCGCAGCAGCAGCCGGCGCGCAGGACCACGCGGCUGCAGCAGCAGCAACAGCAGCAGCCGCAGCCACAGCAACGCUUCCAGCCGCAACAGACCCUGUGGGACCCUUUCGCGGCCGCCCAGCACCAGAUGGCCUGGCCGCCGGCCAUCGAGCAGCAGGCCCUCUACUGCAAGCCGCCGGCCAGCCGUAGACGCAGCAGCCGUCGCAAGCAGCCGCCGCCGGCGCCCGAGCUGCGGCCCAUGGCCCCCGACUACGCCAACGUGGGCUCGUCGGCCGACAGUGGAAUCGGUGGUGUGUUGUCGUGGACGGAUACCAGUCCCAUUGUGAUGCAGGCCGUGCAGCAGGACCCUUCUUUGCACAUGCAGGACGACAAAAUUGCCGCCACGACGGCGGCAGCGGCGGCGCAGGAGAAUAGGCAAUCUCAGCAGCAACAACAGCCUCCUCAACCGCAACAGCUGAAAUCGAAUAAUAAUCAGAGAGGAUACACCAUUCGUGCUGGCGAUUCGAAUAAUGACUUGGCAGAGCUGCUCGCGGCCGCCUGCGGAGCGGACCACCUGCCGCCGCUGCCCAAGGUGGGCGUCGCGCCUGGGAAGACGCAGAUCCCCUCGCAGCCGCACCAGUCCUGCGGCUGCCCUUCCUCAAACAGCCGCCAGCAACCGGCCGUCGGCGUGACGGCCGUGGCCUGUCGCGCCUGCCGGCCGGCGCCGGUGCAGCAGAACUACUGGCCGCUGGCCGCCUGCGAACCCGAACCGGCGGCCUCCGGCCGACGGGCGUGGCCGUCUCGGAGUUCGGGCGCGAAGCGGAGCCGCGUGAGCACCCCCGUCCAGUGGACGGGCGGCGCCUCGUUCGUCGAGUCGACGCCGGCGGCGCCCGCGUGGCCCGUCUGCCUCAACAACAUCAACAACAACAACAGCAAAGACUGUGGCGUGUGCAAAGUGUGCCAAGACUCGAACCAGUGGAACAACUACUACUGCCGCGCCGAGGACCGAGUGCUGUGGAACAACGAGAACAUGCUUCGUCUGUUCCAGGUCUAGCGCGCCCUCCCCGUGCCAUUCCCGUAGUUGUAUACGCGCAGUGAUGGGUCUCUUCCAUGUCUCACUCAACCAGCAGAUGGGACUCGGGCUCACGACUUUGUAUUUUUCCCUUUGAAAGUAUACCAAAAACAGCGCGCCUUUAUCAUUAAAAAAAAAAAAAUGCGGAGAAAUUCCGUUUGCAGAAUUGUGUAAAUUUUUCCCUUUCGAAUUACCUCUUUUUUCCAGCUUUUUCUUUAAUGUUUGUUUAUUGUUUAAAGAGACCUUGGAUAUUUUUGGUAAAAAAUAAUACUGUUUGUAAUUUUCUUGUUCUAUUUUAAACCAAAACUAUUGGUCACACUAAGGGUUUGACCCUUAAACUGUAAAAUUCUGCAAGGUAUUUCGACGCGUUUCAAAUUUCCCAAUUUGAUUGGAAUUUGAUUGAUGUUCAUUUUUUUCAGUUCGAUAUGAACUUUUUUGGUGAAAUCGCAAAUGCAUUUUUGUUUCACACACUAUGUAUAGAAAAUUCAUCAAGGAUUCGAAUUGCAAGAAAUUAAUUUCUCUCCAAAUUAUAUCUAAUUGCUGCGCUAAGCCAAUGCCAUUACGUGUAAAUCUUAUACACAAUACCCGCGAUCUUUCACCGUGCGCUUUGAGUCUCAUCAAAAGUGUCGUUAAUUGACUAAAUUGAUUGAAAAAUUUACUCUGGACGUAAGUGGUUUGCACUUACGCAUAAUGAUGCUGUAUUUUGUCACCGAUUUGUAAAAGGGUGGAAAAAAUGAACUGUUUUUUUGUUUCUUUCAAAAUGUAUAUAUACAGAAGUGAAAAAAGUAGCUUUAAGUACGAUGAAUAGACUUAAGACCUCAAUGGCUGAUUAAAAUGUAGUUCAUGAAAAAGAAAAAUAUGAUCCAAUAAUCUGAAAAAAAAAAUUAUAAAAUGCUGAUUGGCUUUUUGUCCCAGGAUAAUUGAAAAAAAUUAAUGUUUGUAUAUUGCAGUGUGAAAUACACAAAAACACCCAAAAAUGAUUUUUUUGAUGAUUAAAAAAAAACUGAAAUAGUUCACUGCUGAAGUUUCAGAUAAAAAAAAAUAAUCUUUGUUGCAAUGAUCACAGUCAAGCAUGCGAUUUUCUAAUUUGUAAGUUAUGUUCGUGGUUUAUUAUCGAAUAUUGCAUAUGUAAAAAUAGUUCCUUUUCGUUUGAUAGCAUACGGGGCUCUAUUUAAAGAAGAACAUGAUGUGUACUGUACUAUUACUACAUACAUCGAUGUGUAAAUAUCGAUUACGCUUUUUGUUGUGUCCGCGCACUCAACAUAAAAAGAGAUGAAGCAAAAAAAAAAGCAGAAAACAAA
This is a messenger RNA of Neocloeon triangulifer, 2716 nucleotides long. It is a transcript of the gene corto, whose product is annotated as mastermind-like protein 3. The coding region runs from base 105 to 1397 and encodes 430 amino acids. The transcript is spliced from 3 exons. The record is from RefSeq and is a predicted model, not a curated record. NCBI's taxonomy places the organism in Eukaryota, Metazoa, Arthropoda, Insecta, Ephemeroptera, Baetidae.